AUGGUGGGCUUGGAGCUGCAAGGGGAGCCGCCACCCAGUGAAGCCUUUGCUUACUGGCGAGCCAUCUUCCUUUCAGGAGAUGUGGGCUUUGCCAUCAUGUUUGUGCUUGAGCCGCUACUUCGACUCCUCGUCCUUCGCAGCUUGGUCUGCCGUGUCUGGCUCAACUACAUCGACAUGAUCGCGGGGGUCUCUUGCGCCAUCGAGGUGGUCUGGUUUUUUCAGAAGACAUCCUCGGGCUACCAGGAAGCUCUCUUCUUGCUGCGCAUACUUCGCAUUGGAAAGCUCUUUCGGGCCCUGAAGCUGCUUGGGCUUGCAAGCAGCCUUUCACCCUUGCAACUUCUCGUGAAAUGUCUGCAAGCCAGCCGGGGCAUGCUGUUCUGGACCUUCUGCCUCUUGUCCCUCCUCCAAGCCGUGGCUGCAAUUGUCCUGAACAUCUUUGCGGUUCAGUACUGCAACGACAGGUCACAAAGCUUGGCCACUCGUGAGGAGGUAUUCCUCUACUAUGGAACCUUCACCCGCAGUUUCUUGACGAUGUUCGAGGUGAUGUUUGCAAAUUGGGGCCCCGCGUGUAGAGUCGUGGUGGAAGACAUCAGCGAAUGGUUCGCCAUCUUCUUCUUGCUUUACCGGAACGUGGUGAACUCAGUUUUCGUGCAGCAGACGAUGAAGACUGCCAGUUCAGACGAAGAUCUGGCCUUCAAGCAGAAAGAAAAGGACAAGGCGCUCUACAACAGGAAAGUCAAGAAGCUCUUCCAGAACAUAGACGUUUCCGGUGACGGCUCGAUCAACCUCGAGGAGCCCGCUACGAGAUGUGUUCUUUCCCCUUUCAAAGUGCGAGCAGAGUUGUGCAAAGACACCUUUGCAAGGGAGGCCACAGAACUUCAGGGUGUAAAGUGGUUUAGGGUUUAG
This is a messenger RNA of Symbiodinium natans, 906 nucleotides long. Lineage: Eukaryota; Dinophyceae; Suessiales; Symbiodiniaceae. The record is from the annotation of a GenBank genome assembly.